Molecule: messenger RNA, 1550 nt
Organism: Meloidogyne enterolobii
Lineage: Eukaryota; Metazoa; Nematoda; Chromadorea; Rhabditida; Meloidogynidae
Source: the annotation of a GenBank genome assembly
AUGGUUUGUCUUUACAUUAAAUUUAUUUUUAAAAAAUAUUUUUUAUGUGUUCGAUAUCUUCAACCUUAUUGGGACUUAUUUAACGGUUUUGCCAAACAACGGUGGAUUGGUCGUGAAAUUUGUGAAGUUUUCCAAAAAGAAUUUAUUGGUUAUCAUCCUCUAUAUGCUAUAGCAGCGAUUAGAAAAGGACGUUUAUUUAUUAAUGGAAUUCAAAUGACUAAUCCACAAUAUAGGAUUAGAAAUAAUGACAAAUUUAAUCAUCUAGUCCACCGGCAUGAAAAUGAAAUUCCAGACCUUCCGAUAAAAAUUAUUGCUGAAACAGACGAUUUUCUUGUUGUCAACAAACCUGCAGGAUUGCCAGUCCAUCCAUGUGGCAACUACCGAUUUAAUUCAGUGAAAGUUUUAUUGGAAAAUGAAUAUGGGAGAGCUGUGAAUGAAUUGAGAACAUUAUAUAGACUUGACAGACAAACAACUGGAGUAUUAAUGUUUGCUAAAAAUUAUGAAACUGAUUUUAAGUUUAAAAAUGACGUCCUUAAAAGAGCAGUUUCAAAGAUUUAUUUAGCUAAAGUUGAUGGAAUCUUUCCAAAUGAAGAAGUUAUUUGCGAUCAACCAAUUUCUAUUUUAUCAAAAGCAACUGGCAUACGCCGUGUUGAUUCUGAUGGACAAGAUUGUUUAAGUCGAUUUAGGUUGCUUUAUGCAAAUAAACAAGAAAAUACUUCAAUUAUUCGAUGCCAAAUUGAGACGGGAAGAACACACCAAAUAAGAGUGCAUCUCCAAUAUUUGGGAUUUCCAAUUUGCAACGACACGAUUUACAAUAAUUUUGUUUGGGGUCCAUUAAAGGGUAAAGGAGGUGAUUAUGGGGGAAAGUCUAUUGAACAGUUAAGGAAUGAUGUUAUUAAACAACACGAUAAAAAAUCUUGGAUAUCUGAAUUAGAUCCAGAUUAUGCUCAAAGACUUAAACAAAUUGGGGAAAAUGAUUUGUAUGAACAUGACCAAUUAGAUUUGUUAAAUCUUAAAUUUGACGAGUUGCCCAGUUAUGAUCCUAUUUGUUGGAAUUGUGCAACAUAUCAAAAAAGGCCUUUUCCUGACGAUCAUUGGUUUAUGCCUUUACAUUGUUGGCGGUAUUCUGGAGAUGGAUGGUCAUUUGAAUCACCCCUCCCUGAAUGGGCUAUUCAACAUUCUGAUCUAAUUCAAAAUAAUAUACAGGAAAAUAAAAAGGAAAUACAAAAAAUAACUGCCUAAAUUGUUUUGAAAUUUUUAACUUGUUUAUUGUAUAGGUUUAUUAAUGUAUGUUAUUAAAAUCUUUUAAAUUUGUAUUUCUAGUCGUGUAAAAUCCGUUCUUGAAUUUCUAAAAUAUUGUGUCAGAAUUAACAGAAAUUGAUUGGAAUAAGACAAUUAUCCUAGACCGUUUUUAGCGGACAAAUUUCUGAAUACUUUUUUACCGGGCUUUUAGUACACCUUUUCCACCUGUUUUUACCUCCCUGAUCUUUAGUUGGCGAAUACGCAAAUGAAAAAAAAUUUUCCGCAGCCGCAAUUUUAAUUUUAAAACC